Messenger RNA from Hylaeus volcanicus, 1967 nucleotides. RefSeq lists its product as uncharacterized. NCBI's taxonomy places the organism in Eukaryota, Metazoa, Arthropoda, Insecta, Hymenoptera, Colletidae. The record is from RefSeq and is a predicted model, not a curated record. The transcript has 4 exons. Bases 164 to 718 code for a protein of 184 amino acids.
GUACGAGCGCGAACUUCGAUCGAUAUUUCGAUACAUUGCAAGUAUUACAUUGCGAGAAUUAAUAUGGUUGAAAUUCAGCUGUGAGUGGUUCUGAAUUUGUGACUAAUUGCGACAUAAACCAAGGAUUAACAAACUUUGAAGAGAAUAUUAACAACUUUUGCUUAUGCAGGGCGCGAAUCCCUCGCGGGCGAGUCUAGCCUCACGGGCAGAGGUUGGAAACCUUCCGACAUUAAAGUGCUGCGCAUUACUUCAUGGAUUUCACGCUUCGUGCUGUGCUUCGAUUGCUGGGACAUCCUGUAUGGCGAGAACGACAACUGCCUCGAGGAGGAGGGAAGACGACGGGAAAGAAAAAAAGAAAAAGGUAGGAGCCGACUUAGAUCGUAUGCAGCAUGGUGUACCGAGCAAUCGCUGGUACCAGGUGGAUCAACGUGCGCGUACACGCACCGCUUACGCAUACAACAAUGCUUACGCACUGGGAUCGCAAUUAGCAUACCAGAGCGUUCCAGGAACCCGAGGAGUCGUUCUUCUCGGAGCCCAGAGGCGCAAGGCGAGUUCGGUGACUCAUUUGCCGAUGCUGAACCUUGAGUUAGAGCAGAAUCUCGACGAUGUCCUAAUAAGAGGAGGCGAAGACUUUAUGCGGCUGACUUCAUCCUUGGUAGGAAUUACGCGCGCGGCGAUCAAAUCUUGGAACGCACGAGAAAGCAAAGAGGAGUCGUAAGGACUCCCACGAUUUUAUGGACAGCUGGUGAACGUGAUGAUGGAAAAUGGUAUGUCUGGUAGAGAUAGAAUUACUUGUUGGAAAAUUCGAAAUGAAUUUCUUUGAGUUUAUUCUUUUCCACUGGGAUCUUGUAUUUAACAAAAGUAGAAUUACUCGAGAUUUCGAAGUCAAUUUCUUUGAGUUUAUUCUUUUCGAUUGGGGAUUUUGUAUUUAACAGAAGUCGAAGUGUUCCAAGUUGCACUCGAUACUUUAAUUCGAAUUUUUUAGGGUGUCAUUCUACUCCCAACGUGCACAUUAUUUUUUUAACUGUUUUGAAACGUUCAGGGGUUCUUUGAAAAAAUGUGUGUGACUACCAGAAUCAUUAACUGCAUUUUUGUCGAGAUUUGGAACAUUACUAUCAUUUAACUUCUACUCAAGGAUGGCGACAAUGACAAUUAGGCGUGUAAUGUUAAUAAUUUCAACAACACGUUUCACGAGAAAAGAAUAGGAACAGCAGAACUCCACGGUGGACCCGGUACGUGAACUUUUUGCUGUAUCUGCUACUCAAUGAUCGCCUGGGAUGAUUGGAGAAUAAGAAGCACGAAUCGUGAUCGUUACUUCCUCGCGUCGGACGUUCACGAUUGACAGACUCGGGGAAUCGGUAAGCACGGGAUGCAUCGAGCAGUCUCUUGGGUAAAUAACGUCGGAGAAAGGUAACACCGUAAUGGAGGCCGUCAGCGUACAUUCAUCUUGGAGAGCUACUUUUAGUACUAGAAUGGAUCACGGUUGCUUAGGCUUCUGUAAAAUUUAUGCCUCCUAUGCAAUGUUCGUGAUGUUCUUGUUAACCUUUCCAUGAAAGGUCUAAGUUAUGUAUUGUAAUUCGUUGAUAAGCAUUUCAAUCUUUCACUUCGCGGCGAUAUUAACUUUAAUGCGCGCGAAAGACUUAAAUGUCAAUCUCUCUUUUUGCUCUCGCUGCGAACAACUGGAUCUAAGUGUUCUUCGGAGCGAUCUAACUACGCGAUAGUUUUAAUUGAAUAUAAUGAUGAAUAUUUCUAUGGGGAAGUAUAGCAAGGAUUUUUUUUAUAUAUCUACUGCCCUCUGAAAGCGAGCGAAUUGAAUUAAGAAAAUUACUUGGAUCGCUCUGGAAACUGUUUAUAUUUUCUUAAUAUUAAUGUUUAUUGACGUACUGAAUAUUAUAUAAUUUUUUUAAGAUUUAUUCCUGUGAAUUUGUGAAAAAUGAAUUAAGCAAUAGGUUAUUUCAGGGCGUUGC